Molecule: messenger RNA, 7104 nt
Organism: Didymella exigua CBS 183.55
Lineage: Eukaryota; Fungi; Ascomycota; Dothideomycetes; Pleosporales; Didymellaceae
Product: putative histidine kinase HHK1p
Exons: 5
Coding region: 1-7104 (2367 amino acids)
Biological process (GO): phosphorelay signal transduction system; protein autophosphorylation
Molecular function (GO): ATP binding; histidine phosphotransfer kinase activity; protein binding
Source: RefSeq, a predicted model, not a curated record
AUGCCACUGACCGAGGCGACUGCGCCGCGGGAGACGCGCUUCGCCCACAUCUUUGCGCGUCUCGCCGAGCUGCCCAACUACGUCUGGGACGCGGACGUGCAGCCCUUCCACUCGUCCUACGACAACUGGCACUUUUUUGGCCACCAGCGCGCCUCGGCCUCCCACGACCGCUCGCGCUCGCGCUCGCGCUCGCGCGACGCCCACCGCCCCGCCUAUCGCCCCGCACAUGCCCUCCGCCACAAGUCCUCGGGCAGCGAUGCCAGCGCCGUCACCACGCACACGCAGGCCACCGCCGCGCCGACACACAGAGAGGGGCGCCCCGUGGUGUGUCGAGUCUCGAGCCACACGCUGCGCCUGGAGCGUGAAUACCAGCUGUCCAAGGUCAUUGUCAACAAGUCGGAUCCAGCAUGCAGACACUUUGUCCGCCCCAUCGAGUUUGUCAGACUGCCCACCAAACCGGGCGAGGAGCCUCUGGUCGCUAGCAUCUUCGAGGCACCCGGCCGAAACUACCUCAAGGGCCUGGUCAACUUCGGUCCCAACUGGUACAACAGCUUCGCCGGCUGCGACAGCCCGCUCCAGAACAGCAAGCCCCAGCCGCACACAGGCGUGCCUCUGCUGACCUUCCUCGACUUCGCCGUCGGCGCUACAGAGUGUUUGGAGAUUCUGCACCACGGCCAUGAGAUGGUCCACGGCGAGCUGCGCGCCGACGCUUUCCACUUUGCCGAGAAUGGCCACGUCAAAAUGAUAAACUUUGGCAGCGGUGCGAGAUCCUUUGAGAACGGGCUCACUUCUGCGGGCUGGAACACGCUGAGCCGCGAGACGGGCAUCGAACUGAAGCUUGCCUUUAUUGCUCCCGAGCAGACGGGCCGCAUGCCUGCCGAACCAGAUAGCCGGACAGACAUCUACAGCCUGGGCAUUCUGUUCUACACCAUGCUCUGCGGGAACACUCCCUUCGACGGCGCAACAGCAUUGGAUGUCAUGCAGAAUGUUCUGAGCAAGCGCGUGCCCCCUGUCUCUUCCGGCCGCAUAGACAUCCCCGAGGCACUGUCCAUGGUCAUCCAGCGAAUGACGCAGAGAAACAUUGAAGAACGAUACCACUCGACGUCGGGCCUCAAAUUCGACCUCAUCAGGAUUCGCGAGAUACUGUCUGAAGGCGACAGCGAGGGUCUCAAAACCUUCAAGAUCGGGACCAAAGACAUCAGCUGCUUCUUCAUCCUGCCGAUUCAACAGAUUGGCCGCGACAAGGAACGCCAGACGAUUAUCAACGUGAUUCAGCGCGUUGCCAAGCGUCGGCGAGGCGGCGUAAAAGUCGUAAACAGUCUAAGCUCCAACUCGUCAUUCUCGGAUGGCCAGCUCAACUUUCAGUACGACGACCUCGUGUCUGACACUUCUAGCUCCCGCGGCUCAGAAAGCCGCCUGAACAGCGUGUCCUCCGCGGCGCCCGUCCUCCCUGACCAAGCACGCACUCAACGAUCGCCAGACAACCUGACUCAAACAAGAGACUCGGUCGCUGAGGAGAGCCCGCACCACCGACCGACUCUGGUGACGACACACCGAGGUCAGUCCAACAACACUGUUGAAGGCUCACCCUCCCUGUCCAGGUCUGCUCCAUCGCACGACAGCGCACUCAUGCGCAGCAUGCCCAGCGCUCGGACACUGAGGCGGAAAGGUCGAUGCGAGGUUGUUGCUGUUGGCGGAGCGACUGGGCUUGGCAAAUCGCGCCUCGUGCAGAGCGUGCAGGGCACCGCGAGGAGUAGUGGUUACUUCGCGUCUGCAAAGUUUGAAAAAACAAAAAAGGCCCCAUUCGAUCCCAUUUUGAAAGUCAUGUCUUCCAUGUUUCGACAGGUCUUCAGCGAAGCAGACGUGUCAUCCGAGUUCCACAACAGCAUAAGGAGCUUCCUCAUGAACACAGGCGUAUGGGCGACAUUGCGCAGCUACCUGAACCUACCGGACUGGCUGCUCACAACAGGCGGGACGCCCAAGACCCCCCAGCAACGCGAUACGGACCCAUCAAGGCGAGCAUCUUCUCCGGCCAUACACUGCGGAAGUUCUGGGCAUACAGCCGAAGCAUGGCUGCGAAGCGGCGGUGCAUCCAAAUCAACAAAGUUCACGAGCGUCUUCAUUGAUGUCUUGCGACUCCUCGCUAUGCAAAAGCUACUGAUCUGGACCCUCGAAGACGUUCAGAACGCUGACUCGGAAAGUGCAGAGCUGAUACAUCACAUCGUUCAGGCCAAAAUCCCGCUUGUGCUGAUACUGACCUACACUGAUGAGGAAGGCAUCCCUCGAGAGCUUCGACCUUCGAUGCAGUCUGCCACAAGGGUGCAGCUGUCCCCAUUCACCGAAGCGCAAACCGCCGAUUACGUGGCCGAGACGCUCCAUCGUGAUCAUCAGUACAUUCUUCCCUUGGUCGCGGUCGUGCAAGAGAAGAGCAGAGGCAAUAUCUUCUACGUCAGAGAGAUCUUGGACACGUGCUAUCGCAAGCAAUGCGUCUACUAUUCAUGGCGUGAGAACAACUGGCUGUUUGAUCUCGACAAGGUCUUUGAAGUAUUCGAGAGCACCGAGUAUGGCUCUUCUAUGACCAACGACUUCAUCACGAAGAGGCUCCUUGAACUGCCUGCGGACACCCGCAAGCUGCUGGCUUGGGCCUCGUUGCUGGGGGGCGCCUUCUCCUACGACCUGGUCUCCAAGCUGCUGAAUCCCAAGUAUGCACCCGCAGAUGCCGAGAGACUGCCGCUCUUUGGAGAGAAAGAGUGCAUCGUGACAGCUCUGAACGGAGCUCUCAACGCUUACAUCCUGAUGCCUGCUGACAGCGAGUCGCGAUUUCGUUUCAGUCACGACAGGUACCUGUUUGCAGCUGCGAGCCUGCUCGAAAAGGACUGGAACACCUCUAUGAUGCACUAUGAGAUUGCCCGGAUCGUCAGCGCUGGUGGUGAGUGGCAAGAUGAUGCCAUGGGUGACUCCAAGGCUCUCUACAUGCGAAGCCGGCACAUUUGCUUAGCCGUCGACCUCAUCAAGGCCAGAGAAAGCAACCGCGCUCCCUUCCGCGACGUUCUGUAUCAAGCCGGAGAGACAGCGGCUGAGUCGGGAGCACGAUCUACAGCCAUCUAUUACUUCGCGCACUGCUUGAUGCUCCUGCAAGACGACCCGUGGGAUGAUUCGAAACACGACGUCUCGUACCAGGAGACACUGCAACUCUUUGUCCGCUCAGCCGAGUGCUACUGGCAUCAGAACAUGCCCGUUGAAGCGCUCAGUCUCAUUCGAACAACCUUCCAACAUGCUCGCGAUGCCUGCGACAUGGCAGGCUCAUUCAUACUACAGUCUCGCGUGCACGCUGUGCGCGGAGAUAGCUUCGGCGCCUUCCAAGCCUUGAAAGACUGCCUUUCUCUGCUGGGCUCUCCAAUACCUCCUACGACCUGGGAAGAGUGCGAUGCCGAGUUUCAGAAGCUCCACUCUCGUCUACAGCAAACCGACUCACAAGAACUUCUCGCCAAGAAACCUGCCAAAGAUGAUCGCGUGCUUCAGACCUUGGGCCCUGUGUUCAUCGAGCUGCUCGGCGCAGCGUUUUGGUCGAAUAGUCUACUGUUCUACCAAGCUACCCUGAAGCUGGUUAAUAUACAUCUCGAGCAAGGAACAAUAUCCCAGGUUGCAAUCGCUUACAUUCACCUUGGGAGCAUCGCAGGUGGUCGUUUCUCGAUGCUGAAAUUUGCGGCAGAUAUGGGUGCGAUAGCUAAGCGACUCUUUGAGAUGUUUCCGGACGACAGCUACACCCUUGGUCGCGGUCAAACUCUGCACCCGCUGUUUCUAGGACAUCUUGAAGCGCCUGCUAUGGACCUCAUACUUCAUCUUCAAGUUGCAUUGGACUCGGUUCUGAUUGCGGGCGAUCGCCUACUUGCUCUUCUCAACCUCGGUACACAGGCCCACUUCAAGGUCAUUGCGUGCUACGACUGUGCUGAGAUCGAAGCCUAUGUCGAUGAGAUUCCUUUGGACCUGAAGAACUGGCAGCAAGAUCUCAGGGGAGGUGUGCUUCUGAUGGCAUCUCGUCAGUACGCCAGAGCUCUUCAGGGCAAAACCGACAUUCACGAUGCUUCAACAGUGCUCACAGACGAAGCGCACGACUCAGCUGCCUACGUCGCAUGGAUCGAAACGACUGCUAGCAACCCGAAACGACCAAAGACGUAUUACUAUGCCAGCAAAUUAGCUGUGUUGGUUCUGUACGGCUACUAUGUAGAGGCCUGCGCUCUAGGAGAACUCCUGCUACCGAUGCUGGGCAGUCUUUGGUGUCAGCGUCUCAGCUACUCUGUCAUGUAUUAUCUCUCGUUGGCUUACCUGGCAGUGUUGCGUGAUGAAAAGGAACACCCGAAGAAGGAUCAGAUGCUCAAGCACAUCCUCACUACCAUGAAUCAACUGGAGGCUUGUUGUGCGAUUUCAGACGUCAACUACCGGACUUGGAUCCACUUGCUCGCUGCUGUGCUUGCAGAAGUCAACGAAAACCCAGGGACAGCACUGGUGAACUAUGAGGCCGCCAUGGACCACAGCGAGAUUCACGGUUUCACAUUAGACGAAGCCCACGCUCUAGAAAUGUACGCAGAAUGGUUGGUUCGAAAGAAGGCCAACAGACCGGCGCGUCAUGCUCUCAAAGAUUGCGUCUCCGUGUAUCGAAGGAUCUCCGCAUAUGGCAAGGCGAACCAUGUGAUUAGCAAGUAUGAGUUCCUGCUACGAGGCACAGUCUCCCUGACCACUGUGGAUGUGGCGGUACAGACGACCAUAAUCGACACAGGCAACACCACCUUCAGGCUCGAGCAAAACGAGGACCACGCACAGCUACUUGGUACCGAGACAGCAGUAGACCGGACGCAGAACUGGAUCGUUCCCGAGACAGGAAGACGUCACGAAUCUUCCAGCGACCUUCGCAACGGCUUCUCUGCAGUCGGUCUUGAUAUGCUCGAUCUGUCAUCUAUUCUAGAGUCCUCUCAGGUUCUUUCGAGCGAAUUGAAGGUCGACAAGCUGAUGGCUAAGAUGGCUUCCAUCAUCCUUGAAUCGACCGGCGGUACCCUGUGUGGGAUUGUCAUCGAAGACGCACAGAUCGAGUGGAGCAUUGCCUGCGUAGCGUCCAGCGAGGCCAACAACGACCCUAAUGCUCAGUCUGGUGUUACCUCUUUCCCAGCAGGCCAGCCCCUGGAUACUGUAGAUGACAUGGUCGCGCGACAAGUAACGUUGUAUGCUCUGCGCUUCAGAGAGAACGUUUUCGUGCAGAACCUGCUCGAAGACGAUCGUUUUUCAAAUGUCUCGGACUCGUAUCUCAACCGAAACCCAGAGGGCAAAGCGGUGAUUUGCAUACCGAUCAUCCACUCUGACCACCUUCUUGGCAGCAUUUACGUUGAAGGCCCGCCGAACUCCUUCACCGAGCGAAACACACAAGUCCUGCGUCUCCUCGUCAAUCAGAUCUCAAUCUCCCUGGCCAACGCUCUGCUGUUCAAAGAGAUCGAGCGAGUCAGUGCUAGCAACGUGGCAAUGCUCGAGAUGCAGAAGCGGGCGCUGGCGCAGGCAAGAGCGGCUGAGAUCAAGGCUAAAGAAGCGGAGUCAAUUGCAGUCAGGAACAUGAAAUUGAAGGAGGAGGCUGCUAAAGCCAAGAGUCUCUUCCUCGCCAACGUCUCUCACGAAUUGCGAACACCCCUUAACGGAGUCAUUGGCAUGUCUGAACUCCUCAAGGCCAGUCUGCUGAAUCCGGAGCAGCAAGGCUACGCCGACUCCAUCCGGGUGUGUGGUGACACUCUUCUGUCGAUUAUCAACGAUCUGCUCGACUAUUCGAAGCUCGAGGCUGGCAAGAUGAAUGUCCAGGAGAUGCCAUUAUCUCUCAACGAAACCAUCACCGAGGUUGUGCGUGCUCUUGCAUACACAAACGCCGAGCGAGGACUCAAGACCAUCGAACAGCUGGAGGUGAAUCCCGAAAUGCUUGUCAUGGGCGACCCUGUCCGAUUGCAUCAGAUCUUGAUGAACUUGUUGUCCAACAGUUACAAGUUCACCCCACGAGGCUCAGUUACCGUGCGCGCGGUUGUGGACCAGGAAGGACCAGACUGGGUCGACGUCACCUGCAGUGUCAUUGACACCGGUAUCGGUAUCCCGGAUGAGCAGAAGAAGAAGCUGUUCUUGCCAUUUUCACAAGUGGAAUCAUCAUCAGCGCGCAGCUACGGCGGCACAGGUCUUGGCUUGAGUAUUGUCAAGGCGUUGAUUGAGAAUGUCAUGCAUGGCUCAGUGCGACUCGAUUCGAUACCCGGAGUUGGGACAACUGUCUCAUUCUCCUUGCGCUUCACAAAAGUGAACAUGCAAGGUCCUCUCGCACGGAACUACAGUCGAGAUGUAGAUCCCAUGGCCAAGUUCUCCAGCCAAGAGAACAACGGCCACGAGCAGUCUGCUGGUACCUGUAUCGACCUCUCGACCAUACCCCGUGCAGACCUGCGCAUCUGCAUCGCAGAAGACAACCUCAUCAACCAGCGCAUCGCCAUCUCGUUCGUGCAAAAGCUCGGCUUCAAAUGCGAUGCAUACCUCGACGGCUUCAAAACCAUCGACGCGCUCGAGCGCGCCUCCGACAACGGCCGCCCUUUCCACCUCGUGCUCAUGGACGUCCAGAUGCCGCACUGCGACGGCUAUGAAGCGACGAGACUCAUCCGCAAACACCCCAACCCCGAAGUCCGCAACGUCCUCAUCAUCGCCAUGACCGCGUCGGCCAUCCAAGGCGACCGCGAAAAGUGCCUUGAUUCGGGCAUGAACAACUACCUCGCCAAGCCCGUGCGUGCGCAGACGCUCAAAGCGCUGCUCGAGAGCUACCUUAACAAAGACAGCCGCCCCAAGGAGAUAGCGAACCUGCAGACCGAGGCGAAGAAGCUGGUCAAGGAGGCGCUGAACGAGGCGGGCGCGCAUCAGCCGCUCAACGUCGCGAAGAACGAGGUCGAUGGCUUAGCUGGCGAUGGCGGGCAGAGGGCCAAGGGCGAGAGCCUCGAGAGGCCGAGGAGUGUGCGCAUGAGUACGACGGUUCGGUGGCAUGAUGGUGCGCCCAUGGAGGAGCCGCCGAGGAUACAGAAGGAGGUGAGCAGGGAUGGGGCGUAG